AUGAUCAUUUCUAAUGUGGUCAGGAGUUUUUUUAAUGAUCUCCUUCUGGCCUCUGCAGCGAUGGACAGCUGGGAGAAGACAUCAAACCAAUCCAGGGUCAACUUCUCUUCAUCCCCAUCCAUGUCUGACUCCUCAUCCCCCUUCUCUUAUUCCUGCUGCAACUCCUCACAUCCCCUCUUCCCAACCACCCCGUUCUCAGCCCCGUCCUUCUCUGGCCUGGACCUCCUGUAUGACCUGAAGCUCGUCUUUCUCCCUCUCUACUCGGUCGUGGUCCUGGUGGCCUGCUUCGGAAACCUCUUACUGCUCUUCCUCAUCUGGCACAACAAGAAAAGACACAGCACUACCAACUUCCUCAUCAGUAACCUGGCACUUGUCGACCUGGUCAUGUGCAUCUUCUGCGUCCCUCUGACUGCGUCCUACGCCUUCGACCAGCGUGGAUGGGUGUUUGGAGGCCACAUGUGUCAUUUUGUCACAGUCAUGCAGUCUGCGGCGGUCUACGCGGCUGUCUUGUCCCUCAUGGCCAUCGCAGUGGAUCGAUACGUGGUUGUGGCUUACCCAAUUCGCAAAAGAGCAGGGUGCCACUUCUGUUGGGGUCUGGUGCUCCUGAUCUGGCUCACCUCUCUGGCUCUGUCCACACCUACAGCCCUGCACACUGCGUACCUGGACCUACGACCUGCAGGGCUGCAGGUGGCUGUGUGUGAGGAGUUCUGGGAUGGCGAGGAGCGUGGACGACUCAUCUACUCUUGUUUCAUUCUUUUCUUCUCCUACUUUGUCCCACUGGCUGCUGUCUCCAUCUCCUACUGUGCCAUAUCCUAUCAUCUGAAACAGAGAACCACGUCGGGCCUGACAGCAUGUCCAGAGCUCAGAUCAGCCAGGGCCAUGUGGAGCAAGCGGAGGAGGAAGACCUUCUUCCUGCUGCUGGUGUCCGUACUCUGUUUCGCUUUCUCCUGGCUUCCCUUACAGGUGGUGAAUCUGAUCCGUGACCUGGACACAGACUUCUCCAUCUUAGGGAAGAACUAUGUGAACAUCAUCCAGGUGUCAAGUCACCUGUUCGCCAUGAGCUCUGCCUGCUACAACCCUUUCAUUUACGCCUCACUGCAUGACAAGUGCUUGUCCUGCCUGUGUGACCACUUCUUGUCCCAGAGGAGAAGCAGAGGAAAGGACAAGGGUCAAGGGUCAAGCAUUCUGACGAUGUCACACAGAGUGCAGCGCCUUCACACCUCCACCAUUGUGGCAGAUUCAGCAGGCACUGCUGUUGUGAAUAACUUAGGUCCACAAGACAACUACGCUUAGAACGUGUGUUUUUUCAGCUUGAUCGGAUAAAAAUCUGUGCUUCAGAAAAUGUCGCAGCGUAUCUGCUUUACAACAGACUGUGAUAAAAAUCGUAUUCGCCUUCAUGUUAUACCAAACUGAUUCAUAUAACUCACAGAUUCACAGACACUAUGAUUCAGAUGGUGGAUUGAAAGGCUUUUAUACAACUGCCAGUGUCUGCAGCUGGUCAGGGUCACAAAACCCCCCUACAAAAAUAAGAAUGAUUGUGUGUGUAACGUUUUCUUGACAAAUAUAUGAAUGGUUAUAUACACAAAGUCUAUUUAAAAUAGAAAGAAACUGAACAAUUUGAUUACAUUUUGAUCUAUUUUGGCAAAAAUCUGUGAGAAAUUGUAUAGCUCAUCAUCCCUUUUCUGUAUAUAUACAUAUUAUUGUGAGUUUGUAAUACUGUGAUUAAACUUAUGUCAUAUGUA
Molecule: messenger RNA, 1742 nt
Organism: Notolabrus celidotus (New Zealand spotty)
Lineage: Eukaryota; Metazoa; Chordata; Actinopteri; Labriformes; Labridae
Gene: prlh2r
Product: prolactin releasing hormone 2 receptor
Exons: 3
Coding region: 1-1293 (430 amino acids)
Biological process (GO): G protein-coupled receptor signaling pathway
Cellular component (GO): neuron projection; plasma membrane
Molecular function (GO): neuropeptide binding; neuropeptide Y receptor activity
Source: RefSeq, a predicted model, not a curated record